Molecule: messenger RNA, 675 nt
Organism: Heterobasidion irregulare TC 32-1
Lineage: Eukaryota; Fungi; Basidiomycota; Agaricomycetes; Russulales; Bondarzewiaceae
Exons: 2
Coding region: 1-675 (224 amino acids)
Molecular function (GO): protein binding
Source: RefSeq, a predicted model, not a curated record
AUGUCGACAACCCCUAUCCACACUUUCGAAGUUGCCGACCCUCCGUUCGAUGACACCGAUGCAGACAUCGUUCUCCGUUCCUCCGACGACGUCGAUUUCUACGUCCACAAAUGGCCCUUAUCCAGGGCAUCUUCCGUGUUCGAAGACAUGUUUUCCAUCCCUUCCCCAAACGCCCCUUCCAACGCCGACGACCUCAAAGAUGGCCUCCCUGUUGUGCGUGUCGCGGAAGAUUAUCAAACGCUGGACAUCGUUCUGCGACUCUGCUACCCGAGAGACCAGCAGACCCUCACCCUCGAUGUACCGUCCAUUCGACAGCUGCUUCCGGCUCUCGAAAAGUACGAGAUGCUCAAAGACAUGACUGAGAUCCUUGAACCGAUGAUGUUGGCCGCUGCCGAAACGGACAGUCGCGCAAUGUAUGCUAUUGCUUGUCGAUAUCAGAUGCUCAAACUCGCGAAUCGCAUCGCGGUCUUAUCGCGCAGGCUCCUAUCCGAUGCCAGUUCCCCUUCCACCAUCGGUUUCUUCACUCCUCUGCCGCUUCCAGAGCUGUUUAUUCCAGCUGGAUUGUUUUUGAAAUGCUCGCUGGAUCCGUCAGAAGUCAAAACGCACCCUGUUGCUGUUCUCAGGUGGAUUUCGCGACUGAAAAAGGUGCAUUUCACGGCCCAGAGUGGAUCUUGA